Pocillopora verrucosa is the source of this 701-nucleotide messenger RNA. Its product is annotated as clathrin light chain B. The record is from RefSeq and is a predicted model, not a curated record. Gene Ontology annotation, molecular function: clathrin heavy chain binding; structural molecule activity. Lineage: Eukaryota; Metazoa; Cnidaria; Anthozoa; Scleractinia; Pocilloporidae. Gene Ontology annotation, biological process: clathrin-dependent endocytosis; intracellular protein transport. Gene Ontology annotation, cellular component: plasma membrane; clathrin coat of trans-Golgi network vesicle; clathrin coat of coated pit.
AUGUUUGUGCUUUACACGAGUCAUUCCGAUUUCCAUCAUGGCGGAUCUUUUGGGCAGUGACGACUUUCAGGAAGAUCCAGCAGCCGAAUUUUUGGCCAGAGAACAAGAUGAUCUCGCCGAGCUUGGAGAAGAUUUCGGUGAAGAACAGCCAGAAGCUAAUGCAAUGAAUGGACUUCAUGAUGGAUUAGGGGGAAUGGAUCAUCAGCCAGUUGUUAAUGGAUUUGCUGAUGAAGAAAUUUCAGGUGAUCACCAGCCUGCUGUACCCCUUGCAAGAGAUUCUGAACCAGAGUCUGUAAGAAAAUGGAGGGAAGAAAAAGCAGCCCUUCUUGAGAAAAUGGAUACAGAAGAAAAAGCAGAAAUACAAGAAUGGCGUGAAAAAGCUAAGAAGGAACUGAAUGACUGGUAUGAGAGACGAGAUGAACAGUUAGGAAAAACACAAACAAGCAACAGGGCUGAUGAAGAAGCCUUUGUAGCAGACCGAGAUGACAGCUCAACUCCUGGUCAUGACUGGGAACGAGUGUGCCGCAACUGCGACUUUAAUCCAAAGGGAACAAAAAAUACUAAGGAUGUAUCGCGUAUGCGAUCAAUUUUCUUGCAAUUGAAGCAAACACCUCUCGUAAAGGAUUAGCACUGCAGUUUCUUAGUUAACUUGUAAUUGAGUAACACUUGUAACAAUUAUCGUUAGUCUCGCUUCAAAGCCA